Molecule: messenger RNA, 450 nt
Organism: Penicillium samsonianum
Lineage: Eukaryota; Fungi; Ascomycota; Eurotiomycetes; Eurotiales; Aspergillaceae
Exons: 3
Coding region: 1-450 (149 amino acids)
Cellular component (GO): outer membrane
Source: RefSeq, a predicted model, not a curated record
AUGGCCAACCGGGAUUACUAUGGCGAUAAUGCUCCCCAGCAAUUGGAUACAAUGAAAGACACACAACAAUCCGAUUUCGCGAACAUAUCAGAAAGCCAUACUUCCCAGAAUCCGUGGAUGGGGAAUACAGCGAACACUGAGCAAGGGCUAGUCAACCAACAGACCCAAUGGAUCGAUAACAACCAAGCAAAUUUUUUCACCGAGGGCCCUGAGGGCGAGAAAGGCCUCGGUGCAACGGUUUUAGGUGGCGCAGGCGGCGCCUUUGUCGGUCAUCAUGUUGGAAAAAAGUCCGACCAUGGGAAGUUAGGAGCAGUGGGCGGUGCGCUGGCUGGAGCUGUUGUUGCGAACCUGGCCGAGAGCUUGGUCAAGGGUAGCCGUCAUGGGCAUGGUGGCUUAGUUCGUGAUCGCCGUCGGGAGAGAUUGGAGCGGAAAUUGGAUAGACAUGGCUAG